AUGGGGCUAGAGUCAGUUAUUCCGCAACUUCUUUUUGUUGUCCUUGCUGGUGUUUUAUACAUAUACCACAAGUAUUGUCAUAGCUUUUGGAACCGCCACCAAGUGCCGCAGAUUGAGCCUACACCACUGGUGGGUAACUUGGGAAAGAUACUACGCAUGUCGGAACCCUCAGCAAAAGUUAUUGAGGAAUUUUACAAUCACCCCAAGGCCAAGAACGAGCCAUUUGUAGGAAUUUAUAUUUUCUACAGACCUGCCUUGCUGCUUAGAGAUCCUGAACUGAUCAAACGGGUGCUGGUGCGAGAUUUUGCUAAAUUCAAUAACCGCUUUUCGAGAUCGGAUGAUGUUCGAGAUCCUUUGGGUUCACAAAAUCUGUUUAUGCUCAGGAAUCCGGCAUGGAAGGAUAUUCGUUUUAAACUAACACCGUUUUUUACCAGCGGCAAGUUAAAGCAAAUGUUUCCUUUAAUUGCAGAGGUGGGAGAAAAUCUCAACAAACAUUUGUGGAAAAUGUCAUCGCAUAUUAGUAACUGCCAUAAUUUCGAACUGGAACUUAAGGAAUUUUGUGCUCUAUACACCACAGACGUUAUAGCUACCGUGGCAUUUGGAGUCCAGGCCAAUUCCUUUGAAAAUCCCAAUGGACAAUUUCGCCACAAUGGCAGAGAGAUUUUCCGUUUCAAUGCCCGCAGAGCCUUCAAUUUCAGCAUUGUUUUCUUUUUGCCCCAUCUGGUACCGUAUCUGGGAGCAAAAGUUGUACCCAGUGAACAAACUGAGUUUCUGCGUUCCACCUUCAACUAUGUUGUGGCGGAGAGAGAAAAAUCGGGCAAAUCACGCCAUGACCUCAUUGACAUUUUGAUAGAAUUCAAAAACCACACGCGAUGUGCAGCUGCUAAAAGUGGCGAACUAAUAUUCGACGGUGAUCUUUUGGUGGCCCAAGCUGCCAUAUUCUUCACUGCUGGUUUUGAAUCGUCCUCGGCCACCAUGUCCUUUGCUCUAUACGAAAUGGCGCGUAAUCCUGAAGUACAAGAAAAGCUGCGAGAAGAAGUUCGCCAUACUUUGACGAAAAGUGGCGGUCGAUUAUCUUUGCAGGUCAUUGAAUCUUUGGAAUACAUGCAAAUGGUUAUAAGUGAAACUUUGCGACUUUAUCCACCAUUGCCUUUCUUGGACAGGGAGUGUACCAUAGAGGAAGGACAAUACUAUUCGCUUGAACCUUAUGGUGGAUUCCGAAUUCCUCGCGGUAUGCCGGUGUAUAUACCAGCGUAUGCAUUACAUAUGGAUCCUAAGUACUUUCCUAAUCCAGAGUCGUUUAUACCGGAACGCUUUACGUCAGAAAAUCGCAAAACCAUUACACCCUACAGCUAUAUGCCCUUUGGCUUGGGUCCCCAUGGCUGCGUUGGAGAACGCUUUGCCUACUUGCAGACGAAAGUGGGCUUAUUACAGUUUCUGCGCAAUCAUCGCGUUGCAUUAACUGGUAAUGCUACUGCUACGAGGCCAGUCAAAUUAGACCCGAAAGCAUUGAUAUUACAAGCUGAAGGGGGAAUUAUCUUAAAAGUAGAACGAGAUCCUUUGAAUGUUUAAUAGCUGUGUCUAUGAUUAUUGUAAAUUCAUUU
Stomoxys calcitrans (stable fly) is the source of this 1604-nucleotide messenger RNA. RefSeq names its product probable cytochrome P450 6g2. Lineage: Eukaryota; Metazoa; Arthropoda; Insecta; Diptera; Muscidae. Gene Ontology annotation, biological process: response to DDT; insecticide catabolic process. The transcript is spliced from 3 exons. The record is from RefSeq and is a predicted model, not a curated record. The coding region runs from base 1 to 1572 and encodes 523 amino acids. Gene Ontology annotation, molecular function: heme binding; monooxygenase activity; oxidoreductase activity, acting on paired donors, with incorporation or reduction of molecular oxygen.